AUGAGCGUGUGGGAGAAGCCGGACCAAGUCGCUUCCCGGGAGCAGCUCUACUACCCUUCGCCGUACGCCGGCAGCCGAGCCUCCGUGUACGCGGACGGGGCGCAGCAGCCGCAAGACACGUGGGCCCCGACGGGACGGCUUAGAGCCGGGCCUCUGGACGAGGGCGACGUCCAGGAAGACGAGCAGCAGGCCGACCUGCAGACGCAGCACACGUACGACGUGCCUUUCCUCAGGAGGCCGCCCAGUUCACAGACGCAGUUAAAUUCCCACGACGGCCUGAUAUCGUCGACGGAGCUGCUGUCAAACCAUAUAUACUCUAAGCCAGCCGUUGUGUACCUGCCUCCGGAGAACGGGAAGAGCCUACGGCACCAGCACCACGGGUCGUCGCACCUACCCAUGAGCAUCAUCGAAGGCUACCCCAGCGGUAACGUGUCCUACGUCUACUCCCGGCCCAAGAAGAAACACUGGAGCCAGCAGGACAGUCCUUACGCGGAACGCAAGCUCCACAAGCUCAACUCCAGGAGGUACUCCGACGAGAUGAAGCAAGGCGACAUGGUGUCCCGUGAAAGUGGGCUGGAUUUUGCGGUGGAGGCGUACGAACUCUCCGAAGCAGAGUGCGACAUGCCCUCGAGACAUUUUCCAGUGCAGAGAUAGGACCAAGUCAGCGACGGUUACGCGUCGAAUCGGCGAACAAGCCAGAUGCCGACGUCUGAAACGAAAUCAUGGCGGCCCCGUCGAAGCUACGCCGGUGCUUUGCUUCUCGUCAA
This is a messenger RNA of Ixodes scapularis (black-legged tick), 767 nucleotides long. RefSeq lists its product as uncharacterized. The record is from RefSeq and is a predicted model, not a curated record. The transcript is spliced from 4 exons. Bases 1 to 654 code for a protein of 217 amino acids. NCBI's taxonomy places the organism in Eukaryota, Metazoa, Arthropoda, Arachnida, Ixodida, Ixodidae.